AUGAUUGCCUUUUCGUUCUCUUCAGCAACAAUUAUAGCACUCCUGCUCAACUCUGCUCUUGCCUUGGAAAAGGAGUGGUCCUACUCUAUGCAAGACCAGUGGCCUAAUAUAUGUGUCACAGGGAACACAAUGCGACAGUCUCCUAUAGACAUCAUCACUGCAGACGUCCAGUUUGACGAGAGUCUGAUCCCUCUGGAGAUGACAGGGUUUGACAUUGAGUACGACGGGACCUUCUCCAAUGAGGGAAUCAACGUGCGUUUCACCCCUGAUAACUCACAGGCCACGACUAGGAAUCAUCUCGGCACCUACGAUUUCUUGCAGUUCCAUUUCCACUGGGGCAGCCAGACGGGAGAGGGGUCCGAGCAUCAGGUGGACUCUGAUGCAGGAGAGCUCGAGAUUCACUUUGUGCAGAGGAAGCAAAACGAAACCGAAAUGGUAGGAGAUUAUCUGGGUGUGAUCGCGGUGAUAGCCGAUGUUGAUGAAGACAUGGAACUAACUGGUCCCUGGCUGCAGCUAAAUGCCUCCAGAAUAUUUGUUGCCAAUGAGAGCUCAGUCAUAGGGUUUCGUAUCGACCAGCUUCUUCCAACAAAUCGAGACUACUUCACUUACGAAGGCUCCUUCACCAGUCCACCCUGCUCCGAAAUCGUGAACUGGUUUGUGAUGAAGGAGAGGAUCACCGUACCUGGGGCCUAUCUAGAGCAGUUGCGACAAAUUCAAUGCGAGAGUACUGGACAGUUACUUAGCCCCAACUUUAGGCUGCCACAGGAUAUUGCUGGUCGUGUGGUGAGGACAAACUCUCAGGCUGCGGUGAGGCCAGUUCUCUCUCUCCUCAUUGGUCUGGUGCUGUUGAAUCUGCUUCUUCUGAAAAAUAGUGCAGAAUUUAGUGAGACUUACAGCAGUACAACAGUGGAGAUCAUGAUUGCCUUUUCGUUCUCUUCAGCAACAAUUAUAGCACUCUUGCUCAACUCUGCUCUUGCCUUGGAAAAGGAGUGGUCCUACUCUAUGCAAGACCAGUGGCCUAAUAUAUGUGUCACAGGGAACACAAUGCGACAGUCUCCUAUAGACAUCAUCACUGCAGACGUCCAGUUUGACGAGAGCCUGAUUCCUCUGGAGAUGACAGGGUUUGACAUUGAGUACGACGGGACCUUCUCCAAUGAGGGAAUCAACGUGCGUUUCACCCCUGAUAACUCACAGGCCACGACUAGGAAUCAUCUCGGUACCUACGAUUUCUUGCAGUUCCACUUUCACUGGGGCAGCCAGACGGGAGAGGGGUCCGAGCAUCAGGUGGACUCUGAUGCAGGAGAGCUCGAGAUUCACUUUGUGCAGAGGAAGCAAAACGAAACCGAAAUGGUGGGAGAUUAUCUGGGUGUGAUCGCGGUGAUAGCCGAUGUUGAUGAAGACAUGGAACUAACCGGUCCCUGGCUGCAGCUGAAUGCCUCCAAAAUAAUUGUCGCCAAUGAGAGCUCAGUCGUAGGGUUUCGUAUCGACCAGCUUCUUCCAACAAAUCGAGACUACUUCACUUACGAAGGCUCCUUCACUAGUCCACCCUGCUCCGAAAUCGUGAACUGGUUUGUGAUGAAGGAGAGGAUCACCGUACCUGGGGCCUAUCUAGAGCAGUUGCGACAAAUUCAGUGCGAGAGUACUGGACAGUUACUUGGCCCCAACUUUAGGCUGCCACAGGAUAUUGCUGGUCGUGUGGUGAGGACAAACUCUCAGGCUGUGGUGAGGCCAGUUCUCUCUCUCCUUGUUGGUCUGGUGAUGUUGAUUCUGCUUCUUUGAAAACACAUCUCGUGAUGAUUUGUUUUGUGAACUCCAUAAUGACAGUUUUAGUUCUACAGACAGUAAUAAUUAUAGUUAUGUAUGUAUCUUGUAUAGCUACAAAAAUGUAUAUAGCUGGUUAAUGACUUGAAAUUCCUCA
Molecule: messenger RNA, 1918 nt
Organism: Halichondria panicea
Lineage: Eukaryota; Metazoa; Porifera; Demospongiae; Suberitida; Halichondriidae
Exons: 2
Coding region: 1-1779 (592 amino acids)
Molecular function (GO): zinc ion binding; carbonate dehydratase activity
Source: RefSeq, a predicted model, not a curated record